AUGACCUUGGGAUUAGCAAGGUUAAAUACAGGAUGGAGCGUAAAAACGUCCGCUUUAGGUUGCAGUUCAAGUUCGUCGAAGUCCCAACCGCUAGCCGCUGAAGAACAGGAGGCCAUCGUCCAAGUUAUACAGAGAGCCGAAAAAAUCGACGUUUCAGAACAGGAAAGAAUAGGCAAAUUAGUGGAAAGGUUAGAAAAUAUGCGCCGCUGCGCUCUCGGCAGGAAUCCUUCGCAGUGUUUAUUGUGCGGAGACGCGUUUGGAAUGUUGGGGGCGCAGAAGGUCUUGUGCCUGGAUUGCCGGAGAUUGGCAUGCCAAAAAUGCGCCAUAGAAUUUUAUGGGAACAAAAGUCAUUGUAAUUCCAAGGAAAAUUGGUUGUGCAUGAUAUGCGCCGAGACUAGGGAGAUAUGGAAAAAGUCUGGCGCUUGGUUUUUUAAGAGCAUCCCCAAAUAUAUUUUACCAGUAGAAACGCGUUUCGUGCGUAACAGGAGCGUCAGGAUGUCCAGGAAGCACAGGGACGAGGAUAGCAGUUCCGACGAGGAGAAAAGGGUGUGGAACAAGGUUCAACGAAGAAAUUCCAGUACGGAAAGUACACACGAUAUCCAGGAUCAAGAGCCUCACCAAAACUUCCCAAUGUCAAAUUACAGCCGGCAGACGAGUUCCAAUGAGUCGCAGAUGUCCAAGGACGUGGAACCGUUAAAAAACUACAUGAGCACCGUCACGUUGAGCGAAAUAAGGAGUUGGGACGACUCGGGAACCGAGGCGAAAGGGGAAACUGAAAGUUCGGAUGCUUCUAGAAGAGAAUCGAUGGCCAGCAGGUCCAUGUCGGACUGGAACUGGUCAGACACCAGAAGCGACGACAAAAUAUCACCCAGUACGUGUAGCAUUAACAGCAGUAUAUUCAAGAGUUCGUCUGAAGAACACAAACCCGUGGACAACCCCAUGGGGAUAAUAGAGCUCUCACUAAAUUACGACCAAUUAACCAACACCCUACACUGUACCGUCUACAGGGCAAAAAAUCUGAUCCCCAUGGACAUUAGCGGUCUGUCUGACCCUUUCUGCAAGUUAAAUAUAUUACCGACAGCCAAAGUGUCUACUCGCCUCAGGACGAAAACGGUGCACAAGACCAGGAAUCCAGAGUUCAACGAGAACCUGACAUUUUACGACAUCACCGAGAGCGAUCUGAUGAAGAAGUCCCUGCACAUACUGAUGGUGGACGACGACAAGUACGGGCACGACUACAUGGGUGAAACCAGGAUAGCCCUAGCUAAGCUGAAAGUGCAGAACACGAUGUAUUUAACGGUGCCACUGGAGAACUUGCGCUCAGAACAGAAGGGUCCGCUGCCAGCGCCGGAGAUGAACGAGUGGUUCGAUGAUCUGUGGUCUCGUGGGCAGAUAUUGCUGUCCCUCUGCUACAGCACGAAGAGGAGGGCGCUCUUGGUGACGGUCGCCAGAUGCGUCAACCUGCUCCCAAUGGACAAUAACGGAUUCUCUGAUCCCUUCGUCAAGCUUCAGUUGAAACCGGAUCCAUAUCAUAGAAAACACAAAACUUCGAUCAAAUGGAAGAACUUGAAUCCUGUUUAUAACGAAGAGUUUGCCUUUGAAACAAGACCAACCGAGUUGUACACACAGAGUCUCUAUAUCACAGUUUUCGACAAGGACUACGGAAAGAGCAACGAUUAUCUUGGCGGUUUGAUUCUAGGAGGAACAGGGUCAAAGGGUCAAAGAUUGAAGCACUGGUUAGAUAUGAUCAGGUACCCGGACCAUAGGCACGAACAGUGGCACAAUUUGACAGAAGACGUCCUUGAAUAAAUGU
Molecule: messenger RNA, 1813 nt
Organism: Anoplophora glabripennis (Asian longhorned beetle)
Lineage: Eukaryota; Metazoa; Arthropoda; Insecta; Coleoptera; Cerambycidae
Product: rabphilin-3A
Exons: 11
Coding region: 1-1809 (602 amino acids)
Biological process (GO): intracellular protein transport
Cellular component (GO): membrane
Molecular function (GO): small GTPase binding
Source: RefSeq, a predicted model, not a curated record